Camellia sinensis is the source of this 579-nucleotide messenger RNA. The record is from RefSeq and is a predicted model, not a curated record. Lineage: Eukaryota; Viridiplantae; Streptophyta; Magnoliopsida; Ericales; Theaceae.
AUGAUCACUCAUGGUGUUGUGGUGGUGGAGCGGUGGUGGUUGUCGGUGCUUAUAGUACUAGUGCUGCCACUGUGUUAUGGUGACAGAGUCAGUAUUUCUCGUAAGAAGCUCGAUGAUUUUACAAAUUACUUGAAGGGCUUCAACAAGCCUCCUCUUAAAUCCAUCAAGGUCCUCUCUCCACUCCAACUCCAUUCUUUCUUUUUUUUUGGAGAAUUACAUUGUUUUCAAAGGAAAUUGAUCACUAAAUUGGUUAACUCAUUGAGAAAUGCUCAACCUAACCUCAUCAAUCAAGGUGGUCACCAGCAUGCAAUAGCUUAUGUUGAAGGAGACAAGUUCUAUGGAGCAGAGGGAACAAUGAAUGUUUGGGAACCCAUAAUCCAGCAGCCUAAUGAAUUCAGCUUGUCUCAACUCUGGAUCUUGGGAGGUUCUUUUGCUUCAGAUCUUAACAGCAUCGAAACUGGUUGGCAGGUCUGCCCAGACUUACAUGGAGAUAACAACACUAGACUUUUCACCUACUGGACUAGUGAUGCAUAUCAAGCCACAGGGUGUUACAACCUCCUGUGUUGCUCAUGUCCCUAA